Molecule: messenger RNA, 3508 nt
Organism: Salmo salar (Atlantic salmon)
Lineage: Eukaryota; Metazoa; Chordata; Actinopteri; Salmoniformes; Salmonidae
Product: acyl-coenzyme A thioesterase 5
Biological process (GO): fatty acid metabolic process; acyl-CoA metabolic process
Molecular function (GO): fatty acyl-CoA hydrolase activity
Source: RefSeq, a predicted model, not a curated record
AUACACAACAAUAGGUGUAUUCUGCCAUAAAACCUUGACAAAGAAGAAGAAGAAGUGUUCCCAAACAAACAACCUCUCCCCGCUCUUCAACUGGUUGUACAGUACAGCAAAAUUCCGUUCAAUUGAACGUUUCAGAGCAUAAAAACGAACGCAGCCCUGGUUUCUACGGGUUCACAAAACAACAAUGGGGUCCCGUUCUCAACAGGUUCGUGUUAGACUUCUCCCCAGCCCUUGCUGUUUCUUCGACGAGCCAGUACACGUGCAGGUAGAUGGACUAUCUCCGUUUCAGAAAGUGGAGUUGAGGUCCAACCUCCGGGACGAUAAAGGGGUCAUCUUCAGAGCUUCCUCCGUGUAUAAGGCAGAUGCUACAGGACAAGUGGACCUUUGCCGCUCUCCUUCUCUUGGCGGCAGUUAGACGGGAGUUGAACCCAUGGGCUUGUUUUGGGCCAUGGCGCCCGAGACUCCACACAGCAAAAUGUAAAAAAAUAAUGUGUUGAGUUCAAUUAUGGUUAAUAUAGAUGUUCUGCAUGGGGAUACAGGUGAGCUCUUGGCCACAGCGACCAACGAGAGGCGGUUCAUGACAGAAGGGGCGAGGAGGAUACUGUUGGGCUUGAAAGAAGGAAGAAUUCAGGGAGUCCUCUUUCUACCACCCGGUCCAGGAAUAGGAAUCCUGUCCAUCUCGAAGAGUGGCGACCUGGCUCUGUCCAUGGCCUCUUUCCUCUCUGGCAUCUCAGCCACAGCCUGGAUCAACGGCAGCAACGCUAAUAUCAUGACGCCGCUGCACUACAAAGACAUCAUCAUCCCUCCCCUCAUGCCUAUCCUAGAGAACAUCACCCUCUUACCGUCUGGCCACGUCGACGUCCGAGACACCAUUCCGGACCCAGAUACUGAGGGGAACCGCGGUUCUUUGAUCCCAAUAGAACAUUCCAGUUCUAGGUUCCUCUUCGCCGUCUCGGAGGACGACAGGAACUGGAACAGUCUCUUUGCCCAGCAGGCCGCCGCCCGGCUGAGGCAUCAUGGGAAAGAGAACUUUGAGGUGGUGACGUACCCCAGGGCGGGUCAUUUCCUGGAGGUGCCCUACAUGCCCAACUGCCCGUCUCGCUUCCACGCUGCGUUAGGUAAAGUGAUGGUGUUUGGAGGAGAGGUUAAAGCCCACCUUGAAGCUCAGCGGGACCUGUGGAGGAGGGUCCAGGAGUUCUUCAGGAAACACCUGAAGGACAGCAAUACUGGACAGAAAGCCAGGCUGUAACAUGAAAAGAAUGGCUACCUUCCAGGUCGACGUUUGGACUGGUGUUUAAUAUAUCAGCUAAUUAGGGACGUCAAGCGUUCAGUCUGCUGCACAGACCCUCUGGACGCUUUAGUCUAUAGCGCCUGGUUAAAUUGUGCUUAGGACAAUUUAAAUGGUUAAAUUAGUGAGAAAUGUGAUUAUUGAAAAAAUCAAUUUGCUUCAUUUACUAUCAUCCUAAAAUAAGAUAUUGAAUUAUUUUGCCAUAUCUAAUUAAUGUAUAUUACACUACUUUCCAAGAUUUGUUACUACAGUUACACAAGCUGACGUUUUGACCACAUCAAAUUGGGGGGAAUUACCCAUCCUUUUUUACCUCUGAUUGGAGAUGUUCGUAUAUACAUUAAUACUCAACACGAUGACACAUGAUCAAUUAGUUAAAACAGAUCUGUCUUUGGUUUUGGACUGUUGAUUUUGUCAUAUGUGCUUUUGGGGUCGCGGAGUUUAGAACGCCGUGAGAAUGCACAGAGUUUAGAACGCCGUGAGAAUGCACAGAGUUUAGAACGCCGUGAGAAUGCACAGAGUUUAGAACGCCGUGAGAAUGCACGGUCUCGAUAAAAGUCGCUGCCCACACACCAAUACACAGAUUUCACUUAAAUAGCAUGUUUUGGGAAUUCUUACACGGGGACACUCAAAGUCAAAUCUUAAAUGAAUCAUCGUUUAUUGUCAGCGCGCGGGAGGUUCCAACAAACUUAAUGUGCCAUAGUGAACGUCUGUCAGAAGCGCUGCUGAGGCAGUCCCGGACAAGUUAUAUUUGCAUGAUUUAGCAUAAUGAAUUAAUCAUUACCGUUUUUGUUUCAUUCAUGUGACCGAUCAAUACUGGUUCAUAACAUGUGACAGACCAAUACCUCACGAGGUUUCUUCUCUCUCAAGGCUUUGAAACUGAGAUGUUUUUCGUUCUCAAAACAAAGGUCUGGGCGUACUGCCAAAUUGCAGCUACUGAUGGUGAGGAUUCAUUCAGUCACUUGCAUGAACACAGAAAUUGGUUUAUAGAAAAGCACAAGCAUAGAAAUAGUUUUAUAGAAAACCACAAGCAUAGAACAUAGAAAUUGGUAAAUAGAAAAGGACAAGUAUAACAUUUCCACCACAAGUAGCCAACGGUUGUCACUGUUGAUAUCCUAUGACGGGUUGUGAUUCAUUGAUGUUAACAGAAAAAGUUUCUCUUUUCCGUGAUGGCAGUCUCCUGAAAUCAACAUCUGCCAUCCCAAAAUAUAGAUUAAAGCCUUCUGCAAAUUCUCAUCUAACCAACCAUGUAUAGGUUAUUCCAAGUUUCCGUGAGGCCUUUAAAUAGUGUUAGAUAAACAGUGCUACACUCAACAUUUUCCCUGUUCUAUUGAUUUCAGCGUGAAAUCGAUGGAAGCGAUUUACAAAAAAGUGUUGCUUUACACUUACAGCGUUGGCGCUUCAAAAUGUACCUAGCUGUCUUCUACAAAAUUGUCCUCUCACCAUUGAUGUACACAUUAUUCCCAGAUUCCGUAUGUUUUUUUUCUGUCAGUUUUAAUAGGACGUGCAACCUCAUUUCUCCCCUCAUGCAAUUUAUUUAAAUGUGAUAAUCGAUAGGAGUGAUUGACAAACAGUGGCACCCCCACCCCGAAAAAAGCAUGUCAAAUGUCUUUGUGUUUCAGAAUUUUCCAAAAGAGUAUGACGUUGUUGCCGCCCUUAGCAUUGAAUGCAAGGGAAGCCAGCGAGCAUUUCGCCUCCCUUGAUUAAAAAAUGUAAAAUAAUAUCCAAUCAGCGUUGAGGUAACCUGAGUGUUCUGUUUUAAAUGUGUAUUUUUCUAUAUAUUUACACAUCCUGUGUUUUAAUCAAAUCAACUAUAUUCACUGAGCUUGUCUGAUGCUUUAAGCACAUGGUGUGAUUAAAUAAUUAAGACACACAAAUGACUGGAAGGAGUCUGUCCAGCGAUUGAUUUGAUUGUGCGGGCCUGGCCUGGCUCAGACUUGCUGUGUUUAAAAAAAAAAAAAAAAAAAGACAGCGAGUGACUGUGUGACUAGCACCCGUUGUCUCUGUCUACUCCCUGCAGCGACCACCACAGAAUGUCAGUGUUUAUCGUGCUGUCCGUGUUGCUGAAACAUAAUUAAAGCCAUUUCUGACUGAAAAGUUGUUACCAGUUAUGUAAUUAUUAGUCCGUUAUUCCAGAAGAGGAUUCGGACAGGAUUAGUUUUUUUUCAAACUGACCCCUGUAAUUCUACAUUUUUUCCCAAUAAAUUGACAGUUAUGACAGAA